UAUCAUUUCUCAGUCAAAUUGGACAUUAGCUUUCAGUGAGCAGUCACUGAAGAUGGAAACAGAAGAAAGAGCGGCUGUUAAUAAACCAUUCAUUGUGCUGCUGAAUCUGGUUGCUUGGAUAAUCCUGAUAACAGCUGUGGUAUUAGGAGCCAUUCAUGUCAACGAAUGCCCCAUUCAUCCCCACAUUCCUAUAUAUCUGAUUGUUAUUGGUGUGAGUGGGAUCAUUUUAUUGAUGUUGGCCUACUGGACGAACUCACUGGAUAACGAAGUCUGGAAAGUGCGCUGCCUUAUAUGUAUUCUACUCAUGGUCAUUUUCAACAUUAUCUGGUUUCUAAGAGGUAAGAAAUGGUUAGAAAAUAGGACUGAAAAAUGUGGAGAAAACAUAUCACUGAACUUUUCAUGUGACUCUGUUCACUGUUGUACAGGCAGUGUACUGAUCUACUCUAUCUACCCCCCCAACUACAACUCAGCUCUUGUGGAUGUGCCCUACUGCAAUAAGACUCUUUACCUCUUUGCCUUCUGGACUACAACACUGAUGUACAUCCUGCUAGCAGUUGUAUUCAUGUGCGGUUGCUGUUAUCUUAUAUGCCUGUGUGUGUGCAAAAAAGACAACGUGUUGGAAGAAGCUCCUAGACUGCACAAAUACUAUAUUGACAUUUUGCGAUUUGUGGUUCUUCUGUUGUAA
Messenger RNA from Clarias gariepinus (North African catfish), 685 nucleotides. RefSeq lists its product as uncharacterized. The coding region runs from base 53 to 685 and encodes 210 amino acids. The transcript is spliced from 5 exons. NCBI's taxonomy places the organism in Eukaryota, Metazoa, Chordata, Actinopteri, Siluriformes, Clariidae. The record is from RefSeq and is a predicted model, not a curated record.